Capronia coronata CBS 617.96 is the source of this 1143-nucleotide messenger RNA. RefSeq lists its product as uncharacterized. Bases 1 to 1143 code for a protein of 380 amino acids. Gene Ontology annotation, molecular function: mannosyltransferase activity. Gene Ontology annotation, biological process: mannosyl-inositol phosphorylceramide biosynthetic process. The transcript has 2 exons. NCBI's taxonomy places the organism in Eukaryota, Fungi, Ascomycota, Eurotiomycetes, Chaetothyriales, Herpotrichiellaceae. The record is from RefSeq and is a predicted model, not a curated record.
AUGGAGUCUCCCAGUUCGCCGCGGAAUAUCAACCCUUUACACCAGUUGUAUGGCUCGCGCAGGACGCUACGAUGGAUCAUCUUCCUGGCCGUCGCAGCCUUAGUGACGCUCUACAUCACCGGGCAAAGCUACAAUACCGUGACGCCAACGUCGACGUCAAGGCCCUUUAAGUCGUCCACGAAAGCGAAAUACAUUUCCCCCGCGCAGUUGAUGGAGAGACCCAUCUCCAAAGACCUGCAGACGAUACCGCGGUUGUUUCAUCAGAGCUGGACUUCGACGGACCUACCAGACAAAUUCGAAGAAUGGAGUGACAGCUGUCGCAAAGCGCAUGGCAACUGGGAGUGGGUGUUGUGGACGGAUGAAGAUAAUGAAAACCUGGUCCAGAGGCACUUCCCAUACCUGCUGCAGACAUAUCAGAGCCUCCCAGGGGCCAUUUUAAAGGCCGACCUGGCGAGAAAUCUGUACAUGUAUAUGUUUGGAGGUGUUUAUGCCGACCUGGAUGUGGAAUGCUUGCGACCAACGGACGAGCUCUUCAAGGAAUUCAACGUUACUACCGUCUCCCACGCCAAACCUCGACCCGUGUCCACCCACGACAUGCAAAAGAGCGGUCGCAAGGCGUUCUUUGGCAGGAUGGGAACUGACACUUCCUUCGAGAAUUCCAUUCCCAAUGCUUGGAUGGCCUCCACACCCGGCCAUCCCUUUUUCCUCCUCGUCGUCGAGUCGGUGGUGAGGGGUCUCUUGGAUGGAUCCAGCGCAGGCAAAUCACCAGAAGCGGUCACCGGCCCUGUCAAACUGUUUGACAUGAUCAACGAAUACUCCGCUCCCGAAAGUAUCUACGCCGGAGAAAACCUCGACAAGCAUGUGGCUAAGAACCCAACCGCCAAGCAAUUCACUCCUCGCAGAGGUCUGGGCCAUUCCAUCGAGGUCCUUCCUUUCCGAUAUAUCUUCCCCUAUUCAUGGCACCGAGACGGUGAGGCGUUCCGCGAGGUGUGUUGGGCCACGCAGAAAACCUUUGAUGCCGAGAGAUGCAAGCUGCUUUUGGCAACCGACCAUUGGCCCAGCUAUGCCAUCACGUACUGGAGUCACACCUGGGCGGGCGAGGGACAUGACGAGUCAAAUGUGCAACAAUUGGAAAAUGAGUGA